CCCCCCCCCCCGGCGGCCAUGGCGUCCGUGAAGGGCCUCAACACGUCCUCGUCCAGCAGCAAGCGCUUCGUGUUCAAGACCUUCUCGGAGCGGGUGGGGGAAAUAGACAUCAAUGUGUACCGUAGCAUCGAUAAGGUUAAGGCGGAGCCCUCGAGCGGUUCCUCGUUUUUCCUCGACGCUCUGGUGGAGUGGAGGGAGCUGAAUACUGCAGAAGACUUCAUCUCGUUUUACGAUGAGAUGAUACCGUUGGUACAGACAUUGCCACAAAUCGUAUUGCACCGUGAGAAAAUAUUUUCUGGGCUGCUACAACGAGUAAAUAUGGCGGCACGAUUGUCCCUCGAGCCAAUAUUCAUGUUAAUUGCUGAACUCGCCAGGGAUAUUCUAGAGGAAUUUUUGCCGUUUCUAGCAAGACACGCCAGUGCUAUUUUGGCUCUCCUUAGUGAUGGGGGUGAUCGUGACCCUGAAAUCCUGGAGCAGGUCUUCACAUCUUGGUCACGCAUAAUGAUGUACUUGCAGAAGUAUCUAGUAAAAGAUGUUGUUCAGAUUCUCAGGAUCACAUCUCCGCUGAGAUUUUUCCCAAAGGAUUAUGUGAGAGAAUUUAUGGCUGAAUCUGUUUCAUUUUUGCUGAGGAAUGCACGUAACAAGGAACUAACAGAAGGUUUAAAGAAAGCUCUGCGUGAGGCUGCUAAAAAGUCGUCACCUAUACGGAUAGACGGUGUGACUGCGUUGCUGUGGCACGUAAUGAGAGGAACUUACACAAAGCUUCACUCAAAAGCUGAAAAUGUCAUGAAGUUCUUGUUGAGCAAGUCAAUACCUCUCACUAUCGACAAUAAAUUCCCAGAUGGGUCUUCUACUACUCGUGAGGUCAUAACUGGUGUUAUCCAUAGAUUAUGCAACGAAGUGGAUCAGAAAGAGUUAGCGUUGAUAUAUACUUGCUUGUUUAAAGAAAUCAACAGCUGCAUUGAGGAUGACUGUUUGGGGCAUUUGAAACACUUGAUUGAUUUUCUUACAUUUGCUCUAGAAAACAGCAAGCAGAGUGAUAUGCUCGACAAGGCUGGUGUUAUUGAACUUGUGAAGUUGCUGAUCCGUAAGUAUGUCAGGCCUGGUAGCAGCACAGGAGAGGCUUCUUCAUCUGAGUUUCUUGGGAGUAUCUUGGACUUUCUUCUUUGUGUUUUAGAUGUUCCAGUUAUUUCUUGCAAUUUAUCCAUCAUAUACGCCCCUGUAUUUGAACUAACCAAUUUGAGCGCGGUUGCCUUCAUAAAAAAGCUUUUCAAGAAAGGCCCACAAAUUAUACAAGCUUUUGAAAGUCAGAUACUGAGUGCAAUGGAUAAUGUUCUUGAGACUUCACCCGAGGAAGUUCUCUUUAUCCUUCUGCAUUUAUUUAAGAAAUCAACAGAUGGAGUAACUCCUCAUGACAUUAAUGGUAGUCAUCUUGAUCGGGAGAAGAAAGUGUACAAGUUCUGUGAUUCAAACGUCCGUUUAUGGAUAGAGUUAGUAGAUGAUAUAGUCAAGACAGGCAAUCAUUUGAGUAAUCCGGUCAGUGUAAAGGAAGCUGCUAUACUAUGGGCAUCUGUUCGCUGCUAUUCAAAUGUUAAAGACGCCCCUCAAGAUAGUUUAGCAAUGCUGAAUAAGUUUAUUCACAGCCUUGAUCUGUUACUUGAGGUGGAAGAAGAUAGCAUUAGUGGUCUUCCAAAGAAUAUCUGGAGAAGUCUACUCGGUGCAGCAUUAUUAUCGUACCAUGAACUACUGCUGGUUAACGUCGGUAAAAAAUCAGAAUUAAGUUUAUUCCUAUCUCUUGCCAAGAGGCACAACACAUGUCCGCAAGUACUCUCUGCUGUAGCUGAAUAUUUGGAUUCCCUACAUGGAGCAACUUCCCUGGGGAUGACGGAAGAAUUUGAUCCACAGAAUCUCUUGAAUUCAUUCUGUAUUUUUGGUGCUAGCUUGAGCAGUCCAAAUAAGAAUGUCCGUGUUUUGACAUUGAGGAUUUUAUCUUAUUAUGCAAAGAUGGAUCAACGCCUAGGCUCAGAUGAUGAGCGGCCACAUAAGAGGCGAAAAGCAGAAGAUUCUGCAGAGGAAAUUCUUGAACUUAAAUACACUAAUGUUGUGGAUACUCUUCUCGCUGUUGAAUCAACUCCAGUUUCAGUAUCUACUAGCCGCAAAAUUGCUAUCUUUGUUUCUCGGAUAGAAAUGAGUCUAUCUUCUAAUACGGUUCAUGAUGAUUACAUACCUCUUCUCUUGCAUGGGAUUGUUGGCAUCUUAUACAAUCGAUUUAGUGAUCUGUGGCCACCAGCACUGGAUUGUCUUGCUGUCCUUGUUAGCAAACACAAGGAACUUGUUUGGAGUCAGUUUAUUCAGUUUAUCACAGUUUACCAGUCAAAGGGUCUAACCGUGAGAAACGAAGAGAAGCUGGAAGUUGUGUCCCACCCAGAAUCUAUUAUUGACUUCUUCAGCUUAUAUCUUGCUACGGAUUUUGACUGUACACCCCCUGAGACAAUUGCUACACUAUUGCUUCAAGCCCUCCAAAAGAUACCUGAUGUUGCUGAGUCUUGCUCUCGACAUGUUGUUCCAUUAUUUCUAAACUUCAUGGGCUAUACCGAUGGUAGCAUCACUAGUGUUGAUUCAUAUAUGUCUGACAAGUGUAAAGGCAAACAAUGGAAAAUGAUUCUAAAAGAAUGGCUGAACUUGUUGCGAGCAAUGCGCAAUGCUCGAUCACUGUCCAAGAGCAAGAUUAUUCAGGAAAUAUUAACUGAAAGGGUCCUUGAUGAGAGUGAUCCUGACAUACAGGCAAAAGCAUUGGAUUGCAUUCUGAACUGGAAGGAUGAAUUCCUAAUCCCAUACAGUCAAAACCUUAGGAAUCUGAUCAGCUUGAAAACUCUCCGUGAAGAACUCACCACGUGGGCAGUUUCACAUGACUCUUUGUCUAUUCAGAAAUGUCACAGAAGUCGUGUUGUUCCUUUGGUUAUUCGUGUUUUAACACCUAAAAUAAGGAAACUGAAGCUGCUUGGUUCUCGAAAGCACACAGGGGUUAGCCAUCGGAAGGCCAUUCUCCGUUUCCUUCUGCAGUUUGAUGCAAAGGAGCUUGAGCUCUUUUUCUUGUUGCUAUUGAAGUCCUUGGUCCCUGGGAGCCUUCAACUUGAAAUGUUCUCUUCUCAGUCCGGCGACCAACUUAAAAGUAUUUCUGAUGUCGUGGGAACUUCAUUCAGCAUCUGUCUAGCGAGCCUUACAUGGAAAAGGGCAAAUGGUUUUCUUCAUUUAGUGGAAGAGAUUUUUGGUUCUUUCGGCAUGACACAUAUAGGUCCAUUUCUUAAUGCUCUAUUGAUCAUUGUUGUUCGGUUGCUGGAGAGUUGCAUGCGGAAUCUUGGAAGCAGCAGGGAUGAGAAAGAUCCUUGUAAACAAUCAAAUCACCCUGAUAAUGAUUGUUCGAUUGACCAGGAAGCUGACAAUUCCAUAGAUCUGAACGAAUGCCCAAUCAAGGUGACAGUAGCCGACGAUACUGAGGCAAGUGCCUCAGUCAAGCAAUUAAAGGAUCUUAGGUCCUUGUGUAUUAGAAUCGUUUCCUUGGCACUUGGUCAGUAUGAAAGUCAUGACUUUGGAGAAUACUUCUGGAGUACUUUUUUUGCUUCUGUGAAACCUCUGAUUGACUGCUUCAGACAAGAGGCUGCCAGUAGUGAGAAACCGAGCUCUUUAUUUUCUUGCUUCAUGGUUAUGAGUCAGAGCCCAAAAUUAGCACCACUAUUAGGGACAAAUAACCUUGUACCGGCUAUAUUUUCUAUUUUGACUGUGAGGACAGCGUCAGAAUCUAUCACCUCCUAUGCACUUGAGUUUAUUGAGAAUCUUUUGAGGCUGGAUAAAGAUUUGGAGCAGCAAGAAGAUCACUCGGUGAAGAAAAUUCUUGCUCAACAUAUGGAUGUUCUUCUCAACAGUCUCCAUGAUUUUGUUAAUUAUCGCAAAGAACUUCACAGGAGAUCUGGGAGAUGGCUUGGUCAACGUGAACUUAGGUUGUUUAAACUAUUGCUAAAUUACAUCACAGACCCCUCAGCUGCAGAGCAUGUUGUAGACCUCGUGCUUCCGUUUUUCAGUAAGAAGGAUUUGAACCCUGAUGAGUGCCUGGAAGCUCUACAUGUUGUAAGGGGAAUAAUACAAAAUUUACGACAUGGUGUCUGUGUAAAAAUUGUAAAUGCACUCAAUCCAUUGCUUGCGACUGUUGGACUCGAGCAGCGGCUAUGUAUCUGUGAUAUUUAUGAUGGGCUUUCAUUGCAUGAGUCUUCAGUGUCCUCUCUGGCUCGGUUACUGCGAGAUCUGAAUGCGGUUUCAACCUCAGAACUAGGUGAACUAGAUUAUGACAUGAGAAUCAGAGCAUAUGAUACGGUUCAGCCGCAGUUAUUUCAUGGCAUGCAAGAAGAGCAUAUAGGUGCCAUAUUAUCUCACUGCGUGUAUGAUAUGUCAUCCGACGAGCUAAUUUUCCGGCAAAGUGCAUCCAGGGCUCUUCAAUCAUUCCUGUGCUUCUCUGCAUCAGUCAUGAACAAUGACCCCGGCGGCUCUGUUGAAACAACAACUGUUAAACCUGGAGACAAUAAUUCCAGAAACAUUUGCAUGAAAGGCCGUAUUCAACAAAUAUUAGAGAGAACUUACCUUCAUAAUAUGGGAACAGCAAUGUCUAAAGAUAUAUCAGUUCAAAAGGAGUGGAUCAUUUUACUUCGGGAGAUGGUCUAUAAUUUUGAUCAUGUACCGUCCUUAAACUCCUUCAGGCCUCUCUGUAAAGACGAUCUGGAUGAAGAUUUUUUCCACAACAUAAUUCAUUUACAGGCUGGUAAAAGAUCCAAAGCAUUAUCUCUUUUCAGGCAGGCAAUGAAAGAUACCAACUUUUCAGAGGACGUGACUAUGAAAGUCUUUGUUCCACUAUUUUUCAAUAUGUUUUUUGAUGUCAAAGCUGGGAAGGGUGAACAUGUAAGAGAUGUAUGUUUGGAUACACUUUCUUCUGUCGCUGCCAAAGUGCAGUGGGAGCAUUACAGAACAAUACUGAUGAGAUGCUUCCAUGAGUUGAGUCUCAAGCCUGAUAAGCAAAAAGUCAUUUUGAGGCUAAUAUGUGCUGUUUUAGACGCGUUCCAUUUCAUGAAACCCGCAACUGAUAUCUUCAGUAAUUCUGAUGGUAUGAUUGGAGAUUCUCAUUCUUCUGUUACGUUCUCCUCGACCAUAGUCUCUUUGGAGAAGCAACAAUACCUGCGAAAGGUAGUAUUUCCACAGGUCCAUAAGUUACUGGGAGCUGAUCCAGAGAAAGUCAAUGUAAGCAUAAACCUGGUAGCACUCAAAAUACUCAAGUUACUACCGGUGGAUUAUUUCGAGUCACAACUUUCAAGCAUCAUACAUCGGAUUUGCAACUUUCUCAAGAAUCGUCUUGAAAGUGUACGUGAUGAAGCAAGGUCAGCUUUAGCUGCAUCGCUAAAGGAACUUGGGAUUGGUUACUUGCAGUUUGUGGUCAAGAUAUUGAGGGCGAUACUGAAAAGGGGUUAUGAGCUACAUGUUCUGGGCUACACCCUUCAUUUUCUAUUAUCAAAAACGGUGACUGUUGAGAUGAAUGGUAGUCUUGACUAUUGCUUACAAGAUUUGUUGUCUGUGGUCGAGAGUGAUAUACUUGGAGAUAUUGCGGAACAAAAGGAAGUUGAGAAGAUUGCCUCCAAAAUGAAAGAGACGAAGAAGAGAAUGUCAUUUGAGACUCUUAAGUUGAUUGCUCAGAGUAUUACAUUCAGGACACAUUCUUCGAAAUUAAUCUUGCCGAUUUCUGCACAUCUUCGGAAGCACCUUACUCCAAAAUUAAGAACGAAACUUGAGGCGAUGUUACACAGUAUAGCCUUGGGGGUUGAGUGCAACCCAUCAACUGAAACCUCUAACUUAUUUAUAUUUGUUUAUGGCCUUGUUGAGGAUACCAUUGAAGGGAAUGAAUCUCAGCGCAAAAAGAAUAUGGAAUCCGGUCCUGGUCAAAAAAAUAUUCUCAGAAUGAAUUUCCUAGAACUUGGCGAGAGCGGGUUACAAAAUUCCUAUAUAUUUACCAGGUUUGCACUUUCUUUGCUGCGCAAUCGGUUGAAGAGCAUCAAGCUGCACAAGGAAGAUGAGCAACUAUUGUCUAUGUUAGAUCCGUUUGUCAAUCUUUUGGGAAAAUGUCUGAGUUCCAAGUAUGAAAGUGUUCUUUCUGUCACUUUUAGAUGUCUUGCCAUGUUGGUGAAGCUUCCUUUGCCAUCUCUCAAGGACAAUGCAAAUCCUAUCAAGAGUGUACUAAUGGAGAUUGCGCAGAGAACUGGAAAUUCUAAUGGCCAUUUGGUCACAUCUUGUUUGAAACUACUUGCUCAUCUGCUUAGAGGAUUUAGGAUUUCACUUUCAGAUGAUCAACUCCAGAUGCUUGUCCGUUUCCCUAUUUUUGUUGAUCUCCAGACAAACCCAUCACCUGUUGCUUUAUCGCUUCUGAAAGCAAUUGUCAAAAGAAAAUUGGUUUCCCCUGAGAUUUAUGAUAUUGUAGUUGGGAUAGGAGAAUUGAUGGUUACAACUCAAACAGAGUCUAUACGCCAGCAAUGUAUGCAAAUUCUGCUACAGUUUUUCCUAAAUUACCCACUCUCAGGGAAGCGCUUACAACAGCAUAUUGAUUUUUUCCUGACAAACCUGAGUUAUGAGCAUGCAUCAGGAAGAGAAGCGGUGCUCCAGAUGCUCCAUGAUAUUCUUACCAGAUUCCCUCAGAGGAUUAUUGAUGACCAGGGUCAAACUUUUUUCCUUCAUCUGGUAGUUGCCUUGGCAAAUGAACAGCAACAGAAGGUGUCUUCUAUGAUCGUCGUAGCAAUCAAGAAGCUGUUAGGGCGCAUUGGUGAUCAGGGAAAAAAAUCUAUUUUUGAGUACUCUCUUUCCUGGUACACUGGUGGAAAACAGAAUUUGUGGAGCGCUUCAGCCCAGGUUAUUGGUCUACUUGUUGGGAAUCGCUCGUUAGGAAUUGGUAAACAUCUUGAAAGUAUUUUGGAUGUUGCGAAGCGAAUAAUGGAAUCUUCUUGCACCACUUCUGGAGGAGUACAACUAGACUUAACUGGGGAAACUGGUCUGCCAUUUUGGAAAGAGGCUUACCAUUCUAUUCUAAUGAUGGAUAACUUACUUGAACACUUUCCAGAGUUGUAUUUCAAACAAAAUACAGAGGCGAUAUGGAUGACAAUUUGCAAGCUACUGAUACAUCCCCAUUUUGAGUUACGCAAUAAUUCUAGCUCUCUGGUAUCCAAGUAUUUUGCUUCAGUAGAGAAGAGGAAACAAGAGAAGUUGGAUGUCACAUCAUCGUUCCUUGUCCAACCAAGCAGGCUAUUCCUAAUUGCUACUGCUUUCUUGAAACAGCUGAGGAUGGAGCUAAGUGAUACUACGGAAAAUAAGAAAAUUGUACACAAUCUUGCAUACUCAAUCUGUAACUUGCAUGUGUUGGUUAAGCAAACUACUUCAUCGCAUAAGUUUUGGUCUAGCCUUGGUUCUUGUGAUCAUGGUGCCUUCCUCGAGGGUUUUGAAUUGCUUGGUUCAAGAAAAGCAAAGAACACGUUUCUCCUCUGCACUGCCUCUUGUAGUGAUAUAGCUGGAUCUGGCCUUGACAGCUGUGAAGAACUUGCAUCUUUCUUUGUUUCUUCUCUCCUGAAGAAAAUGGGAAAAAUUGCAAUGCAGAUGGAGGACACACAUAUGAAGAUCGUGUUCAGUUGUUUCAGUAUGAUUUCACUAAAACUAAAAACUGAAGCUGAAUUUUCAACCUAUGCUGUUCACAUGUUGGCCCCAUUGUACAAAGUUGCUGAAGGAUUUGCUGGGAAAGUCAUCACUGAUGAAGUUAAGCAGUCAGCAGAGGUGACCAGGGACAAACUACGUGAUCUGAUUGGUGUUGAGAAGUUUGUGGAAAUUUACAACAGUGUUCGUAAGGACCUGAAAGCAAAGAGGGAGAGCAGAAAGCAGGCUGAGAAGCUUGUUGCAGCCGUCGACCCAGCGCGGCACGCCAAGAGGAAGUUGCGAAUGUCUGCCAAGCACCGAGAACACAAGAAGCGGAAGAUAACAGCGUUGAAGAUGGGAAGGUGGAUGAGGUAGUGUUUGUUGGUGCUUAGCUUCAAGCCGAAGCAAGUUGUACAGCGUUCACUUCUGUGAGGCAUGUUGUUCGGCUAUUGGACCUUGAAAAUAGCUUACCACACGUUCCAUGUGGUGUUUGAGACGGCUGGCAGAAAAUUUUGUAUGCUAGAUGUAUACAUGCAUAUAUCGAUCAAGUUAUGCUGUACCAUUGCAGUUUUGUUGAUGACCUGUAGAAACCAGUGAAUGAAUUGAAUUUGCUUAUCUAAACGUGCAAAAAUGGCGACGAUACUUUUGUGCUUA
Hordeum vulgare subsp. vulgare (domesticated barley) is the source of this 8361-nucleotide messenger RNA. RefSeq names its product small subunit processome component 20 homolog. Gene Ontology annotation, molecular function: DNA-binding transcription factor activity. The record is from RefSeq and is a predicted model, not a curated record. Gene Ontology annotation, cellular component: nucleolus; small-subunit processome; 90S preribosome. NCBI's taxonomy places the organism in Eukaryota, Viridiplantae, Streptophyta, Magnoliopsida, Poales, Poaceae. Bases 19 to 8082 code for a protein of 2687 amino acids. Gene Ontology annotation, biological process: regulation of DNA-templated transcription. The transcript is spliced from 31 exons.